AUGGCCCCUCGCGACAUGUCGCACGAGCCCGCCGGUACCCCCGAAGCCGUCGAGCGUGGCUAUGCCACUCUCGCCCAACUGAGGGUUGGAGUGAAGGCGUUCGUGGAAAAGGAUGGCGAAAAACGCAAAGCCGAAAUCCUUUCUAUCCAGCAUCGCCAAGGAAAGCCUCGCUUCUACGUUCAUUAUGAGGAGUUCAACAAGCGUUUGGACGAAUGGAUUGCCGCCGAGCGCAUCGAUCUCAGCCGCGAGGUCGAGUGGCCGGCUCCGGAGAAGCCCGAUAAGAAGAAGUCAUCUGCCAGCAAAAACCAGACCUCCAAGGCUGAUAGCCAAAAGUCCUCGAAGAACAUCAAGCGCCAGCGAUCAAAGCUUGAUCGCGAGAUUUCUUCGACCCCUGGUCCCGAGCCAACUUCGGCCAACAUCCCUGGAAAGCGUCCGCAACCCUCAACCGCUGGCGGCAAGGAGAACAAAGACUCUGGUGUCAUUGUCUCUACAGAGCUUGCCGAUGGCGAGACUCCGCGUCCUGAGGAUGACGAAAUGGACCUGGUCGACGUGCAGGACGCUGCCGCCGCUGCCAAAGCCGUCCCAAACGAGAUUUACUCGCGCGAGGACGAGAUCGAAAAACUGCGUACUUCUGGUUCCAUGACGCAGAACCAGACCGAGAUCUCCCGCGUCAGAAACCUAGAGCGCAUCCAAAUGGGGCAAUUCGAGGUGGAGCCGUGGUACUUCUCCCCCUACCCGGUGGAAUUCACCGAAAUAGACAUGGUCCACAUCUGCGAGUUCUGCUUGGGUUACUUCGGCGAGCAAAAGCAAUUCGAGCGUCAUCGGUCAAAGUGCGAGCUAUUCCACCCACCCGGCAACGAGAUCUACCGCGACGACUACGUCAGCUUCUUCGAGAUCGAUGGAAGGAGACAACGGACAUGGUGCCGCAACCUUUGUCUGCUGUCAAAGCUCUUCUUGGACCACAAGACGCUGUACUACGAUGUCGACCCCUUCCUUUUCUAUUGCAUGUGCACUCGCGACGAGCAUGGCGUUCAUCUGGUUGGCUACUUCUCCAAGGAGAAGGAAAGCGCCGAAGGAUACAACGUUGCCUGUAUCCUGACAUUGCCGCAAUACCAACGGAAGGGGUUCGGGAAACUGCUCAUUGCAUUCUCUUACGAGCUGUCCAAGCGCGAAGGCAAGCUCGGCAGCCCCGAGAAGCCCCUGUCCGAUCUAGGUCUGCUGGGUUACCGCGCGUACUGGCAAGAGACUAUCGUGGACCUGCUGAUGGACGGUCGUGCCGACGCCAACGUGGAAGAGCUUGGCGCGUUGACAGCCAUGACGACCAAUGACGUGCUGCAUACGCUGCAGAACCUCAACAUGCUGCGGUAUUCGAAGAACCAACACGUCAUCGUCCUCACGGACGCUGUCAUCGAACAGCGUAACCGCCAGAAAGAGAAGGAGAAAGUCAAAGGGAGACGCGGCAUUGACCCCGAAAAACUGCAGUGGAAGCCCCCAGUGUUCACAGCGUCAUCGAGGACUUGGAACUGGUGA
Molecule: messenger RNA, 1530 nt
Organism: Diplodia corticola
Lineage: Eukaryota; Fungi; Ascomycota; Dothideomycetes; Botryosphaeriales; Botryosphaeriaceae
Product: histone acetyltransferase esa1
Exons: 4
Coding region: 1-1530 (509 amino acids)
Biological process (GO): regulation of DNA-templated transcription
Molecular function (GO): histone acetyltransferase activity
Source: RefSeq, a predicted model, not a curated record